CAGAUAGUUUUGAGACGUGUUCCUUAAAAAAUAAAUAAGAACCUGCGAGACCAUGAACUCUUUCACACCAGAGGACUUUGACUUCACUGUCCUGGAGGAGGGGUCUUGUGCCUGUGACGUCCUUGAGCAGAGGAUCAACGAGUCAUCCAUGUCGGACGACAAAGACGCCUUCUACGUGGCGGACUUGGGGGACGUCCUGAAGAAGCACCUGAGGUGGGUGCGUGCCCUGCCCCGCGUCACGCCCUUCUACGCCGUCAAGUGCAACGACAGCCGCACCGUUGUCAUGACGCUCGCCUCCCUGGGGACGGGGUUCGACUGCGCCAGCAAGAAUGAGAUCCAGCUGGUUCAGUCUCUCGGGGUGGACCCCAGCAGGAUCAUCUACGCCAACCCCUGCAAGCAGGUGUCCCACAUUAAGUACGCCUCUGCCCACGGGGUCCAGAUGAUGACCUUUGACAGUGAGGCAGAACUCACAAAGAUCGCCCGUUACCAUGAAAACGCCAAGCUGGUUCUCCGCAUCACCACGGACGACUCGAAGGCAUUGUGCCGAAUGAGCGCGAAGUUUGGGGCGACGCUGGAGAGCAGCCGGCUGCUCCUGGAGCGCGCGCGGGAGCUGGGCCUCGACAUCAUCGGGGUCAGCUUCCACGUGGGCAGCGGCUGCACCGACCCUGAGACCUACAGCCAGGCCAUCUCAGACGCCCGCUGCGUCUUCGACAUGGGGGCAGAGCUGGGCUACAAUAUGACCCUUCUGGACAUUGGCGGGGGAUUCCCUGGGUCCGACGACUCCAAGCUGAAGUUUGAGGAGUUCACAGCUGUCGUAAACCCAGCGCUGGACAAGUACUUUCCGGCCGACUCUGUGGUCCAAGUAAUCGCUGAGCCUGGCCGCUACUAUGUGACUUCAGCCUACACGCUGGCGGUCAACAUCAUCGCCAAGAAGGUGGUGAUUCGGGAGCAAUCGGCCUGUAACGGUAAAAUCUGGGAAAAUGCCACAGGAGCCACAUGCUCAAUCAGCAAAGCUGAUGGGGCCAACAACGGGACCCUGAUGUACUAUGUGAACGAGGGGGUCUACGGCUCGUUCGUCGAUGUGAUUUUCAGCUACGCCCAUGUCCUGGCAACUCCACAUAAGAAACUCAAGCCGGGUGAGCGUACCUACCCCUGCAGCAUCUGGGGCCAGACCUGCGAUGGGCUGGACCGCAUUGUGGAGCAGUGCAUCCUGCCUGACCUGCAGGUGGGCGAAUGGCUGCUGUUCCACAACAUGGGGGCCUACACCAUCCCCAUGUACUGCACCUUCAACGGCUUCCAGAAGCCCGACAUCCACUAUGUGAUGUCCCGGAGUGUGUGGCAACGCAUUCAGCAGAUCUCCACUCAGGGGCUGCAUGGCCCCAUUGAAGAGGCCUGUCCCAGCAACCUGCCGUCCUGCUGCAGGAGGGAGAGCAGCCUGGAGCUGCCAGCCAAGCCCUUCCCCGCCCGCAUGCGAUGUUCACUCCCAUAAAUACUUGAAGAUAACGAAGAAUUCAACGACAAAGCAAAUGCUAACGAGCCAAACCUGCAGUACCCGGCUCCUCUGUAGUGCAUAGGCCUUUAAUAAUGAACGCCCUCCACCUCACUCAGCUUCAGGCAACUUUACCCCAGUUGUGUUCAUUCCCAGUCCCUGCGUGUGGACAUCCCUCUUCGAUCUGUCCUGUUCAGACCUUUUGUCCGAACAUGGUCCGGAUAUUUCGGAAGUUCCACUAAGGGUGGUCUUCUUCACCCCGAACAUUUUAUUCCAUAAUUAUUCCACCAGAAGUCCAUUACAGCUCAGGCUUCCCCAAACGAUUUUUGCCCAGUUCAGCAUUACUUUUUGUGGCCAGGAGAUAUGGAUCUCUCUACCACCAGACAUUAAUCAACAUCACUCCACUGAUUAAAAAAACUAUUUAGGGUUCUCUGUUGUACUGAUCACAUUAACUCUUCAGCAAGACUCAACAUUAACUUUUCUGGGGGGUGAGGGGUGGGGGUAUUUAUCUGAUUACCUGUAUUGUGCAUAAAAGGGGAUCCCACCUGUGAAACCCUUGAGGGCUUUUUGGCUUUCCCCUGCAUAUCUCAUAAAUGCAUUCUUGGAUCUCUGUUUUUUUUUUGGUGCAUUGACUUCCCGGCAGUGGGUUACUGGUUUGGCGUUGGGUUAUUGGUUUGGCCAGGAAGCAUCACAGCCCCCAUUUCCGAGGCACCCCCCUCAGCCAAGUAUUUGAUUUGGUUCCCAUUCAUUAUUGUUUCUGUAACUGGCAGUUUUUUUUUCUGGGGGGGGGUCGGGUUAGUUAGCCCCACACCCAACCCAAAUGGCCAGGGACUGCCUGGUCUGCCUUCUUCCUUUUGACCUGUCCAGUUUGGCUGAACCUGCCAGGGGUACAAAACCCAUCCAGCAUAGCUCUCAGGGUCAUGGGAGUCUGCAACCCUCUCCACCAAGACAAGGUUACAGUCAAGGAGAGGCAACUCCUGCAUUGUGUUCAGUUAAUGCUUAGUUUUAGUGGCCGUAUGUCCACACUUUUACCAAUAAUGAGCCUAUUAAUGUACCUCAGUCUUUCAUUUCAUCAGUUUUUUUUUUUAACUCUCCUUAUGUAAUCUUUGCAAUAUAGCACAAUGUGAAUACGGGACUUUUAUUCUUUAUGGCAUGCAUAUCUAUUUUUGACACAAUAUAUCUUAAUCCCUCAAAACAUGAAAAGUGUGGUUAAGAAAAAAUGAACAGAUAAUUCAAAUUCAAGGUUGCAACUGUGACUGGAACAGAAAUGAGCAUUCAUAGUGGUCCUCCAGGACUGAGUGUGAGAACAGGGUUCCCACUCGUCCUGGAAAACCUUGAAAACCUCGACAUUUAUCAGCUAGUUAUCCAGUCAUUGAAAACGCCUGGAAAUUAGAAAAUUUACAAAAUGUCCUGGAAAUAUUUGUGAGGUCCUGGAAAAUUGUAGGCUAGGCUAAAAGUCAAGCUAUUAAUCAGUAUAUUUAGAACUGAGAUUGCAUAUUUUCUUGUAUUUUUCUCUGCUUUUCUCAUUUUUUUCUUGGAAACAUAUCAGUACUUAACAGUAUAAACACAAAAAUCAAAGCAGUCAAUUGUUUCUGCAAAAUUUAAAAUGAAACAUUGUCUAUAAGCAUGUUCCAAAAUGACACUGUGCCUCAAAAUCAUAAACAAUAGUCAAUAAUUGAAUAUACCUUUUGAAUACAUAUUUAACACUUACAUUUGUGUGAAGAAAUAAAAGACACAAUGGUGAUUUGUAAGGCAUCCGUAUGCUUUUGAAUUAUCAGUGUUGUACUGUCAAUGUACAUACAAAGAACCUUGAGAUGGUUUUUGUCUCUUUUUUUUCUUCUUCAAAUUAGUGUAAUGUAGGGAGCGCACACUGUAAAAUAAA
This is a messenger RNA of Anguilla rostrata (American eel), 3371 nucleotides long. RefSeq names its product ornithine decarboxylase-like. The record is from RefSeq and is a predicted model, not a curated record. Gene Ontology annotation, molecular function: ornithine decarboxylase activity. The transcript is spliced from 9 exons. NCBI's taxonomy places the organism in Eukaryota, Metazoa, Chordata, Actinopteri, Anguilliformes, Anguillidae. The coding region runs from base 53 to 1489 and encodes 478 amino acids. Gene Ontology annotation, cellular component: cytoplasm.